AUGUCUUCGCAAACUUUACAUCCUAAACAAGAUGCUGUUAAUAAAUUCUUAACUGUUCCAAAGGAUUUUAGAAAAGAUGAAGCACGAGUUAACAAUACUCUUGGUUUUACUCCUUUUGAUAAAAAGCAGCUUAAACAAGCAACUGUUAUGGCUUCCGAAUUAAUGAUUGUAGCCAAUGAAAACCCUAAUGACCCAAUUGAAAAUGUUUUAAAAGUUGCUCAAGAAAAAACUGAAACAAAUGAUCCGGAACUUGUUCGUUGGGCUCUUAUGAUCUUUAUAUCUCAUCAUCCAAGUGCACGUUCUGGUCAAUUGCGUAUCCCGCCAUUAACCAAACGUGCCCCUCAUAACUCUGUUCCUAAACAACAACUUAAUGUCUUGGCUCCAGGUCCUGCUAUCUUUGGCGGUGGUGGAUUAACAGCUGCUGCUGGUCAACAACAACAAGAAUCCCUAAUUCAAAAUAUUAAUGAAGCUGAAUUUGCUAUAAAUUUCUGGCGUGAAGAUCCGAAUUUUAAUGAACAUCAUGAACAUUGGCACAUUGUCUAUCCUGGUGAGGGUGUUCCUGACCCUAGUAAUCCAAAAAACCUCAUUCAAAAAGAUCGACAAGGCGAACUUUUUAUCUAUAUGCAUCGUCAAAUACAUGAUGCAGAAAGAGUUGCUUUAGGAAUUUCUCUUGUCAAUCCAUUAGACAAUUUUGAUGAACCAAUUCCGGAAGGGUACAAUCCGAGUGGAAAUCUAGUUGACAGUGAUCGUACAUCAUUUGCAACUCGUCCUUCUGGAUUACGUAUAGGUGACUUGGGUGAGGGGAUGACAGUUGCUGAAUUGAAACAAUUUGAAGCAAAUAUUAAAGCAGCUAUUAAGAAAGGUCAAUUUAAAGAUGGUUCUGUCAUUACGCCUGAUCUACUAGGCAAGACACUUGAAUCCUCAUAUUCAGGAAAUGAUCAAGAAUGGGAAAAGUAUUAUGGAAGUUUGCAUAAUACUGGUCAUGUAAUGCUUGCUUAUAUUAACGAUCCUGCUAAUGCUGCUAAUGCAGAAAAUGAUCCUGGAGUUCUUUAUACGCCGCGUACAGCUGCUAGAGAUCCUAUAUUUUGGAGGUGGCAUCGACAUAUUGAUGAUAUAUUUGAUUUAUGGGUGAAAACACUUCCGCCUAAUGAAUUUUUAUCAGAUGCUCCACCUGUAAAAAUAAGAAAUGGUGAUGUGAUAUUGGCAUUCAAAGAUUUACUAAAUUUAAGUUUAAACAAUCAAACACAAGAUAAAGAAGCGGCAGAAUUUGGCGAGAAAAAUUUCGGUGGUGUGAAUUUUGAUUCGGACGUAUCAAACAAUCCGGCGGUCACCAAAGAACUACAAACAAAAAUGAAAACCAGGAAAUGGACUUGGGUGGAGGACAGUGGUCUGACUGAAGAUAUUAGUUACCUAUUUCCCAGGGAAUAUUAUUAUUAUUUCCGUGUUGAGAAUACUUCUAGUUCUAAUCAAGAUGUAACAUUUAGGGUGUAUCUGGCACCAGAAGAACUUGCCAAUUCACAUAGACAUUGGAUUGAACUUGACAAAUUCAAGACAACAAUACCAGCACAAUCAAAAAUAGUUGUCUCUAGAGAUUGUGAUAUGUCAUCAGUUGUGCGUCAACCGCCACAAAAAACUGAAGAUGAGUUAGAUGACACAACAACACUACCAGGUACACAAGAGGAUCUAGCAGAAAAAUAUUGUGAUUGUGGUUGGCCAUUCCAUCUUUUACUUCCACGUGGUCGAAAGAGUGGAAUGAAAUUUAAAUUAUUGGUAUUUAUAACCGAUUGGUCAAAAGAUAAAGUCCCUACUUUGAGUAGGUGUGGUAGUUUGAGCUUUUGUGGCGCAGAAAAACCAGCUGACAAGUAUCCUGACCUAAGACCAAUGGGAUAUCCUUUUGAUAGACCUUUUAAAGAUGGAUCUUAUGAAAAGACAUUUUCUGGUUUGAAUAACGCUACAAUAUCGGAUAUUUCAAUUCGUUGGGUUGAUAAUUUCCCCGAGGUCAAAGUUACUGCAUAA
Entrophospora candida is the source of this 2016-nucleotide messenger RNA. The record is from the annotation of a GenBank genome assembly. Lineage: Eukaryota; Fungi; Glomeromycota; Glomeromycetes; Entrophosporales; Entrophosporaceae.